Exserohilum turcica Et28A is the source of this 1488-nucleotide messenger RNA. RefSeq lists its product as uncharacterized. Bases 1 to 1488 code for a protein of 495 amino acids. Gene Ontology annotation, cellular component: nucleus. NCBI's taxonomy places the organism in Eukaryota, Fungi, Ascomycota, Dothideomycetes, Pleosporales, Pleosporaceae. Gene Ontology annotation, biological process: positive regulation of transcription by RNA polymerase II. Gene Ontology annotation, molecular function: DNA-binding transcription factor activity; transcription cis-regulatory region binding. The transcript is spliced from 4 exons. The record is from RefSeq and is a predicted model, not a curated record.
AUGGACCUCUGGCCUUCUCCUCUUGCUAACCGUUGCGCCGCAGUCCAGUUCCUCGAUGAAUCGCCCGAGAUCCGCUCUCACUAUGUCCAGGAUGGCUACUCACCUUUCAGCAGUCCGUCUAUCCGGUACCAUUCGCCUCCGCCUGCCUCGGCUAGCGGUCACAGCAACGCCUUGACCCCAAACUCGACCAUCUUCACCCCGACAGAGGGCUUGACCGUCUUGUCGUUGCUGAAUUCAGAGUCGCCUGUCCAUCAGCAGGCCUCGGUGCCCCCGGUUACUCAUGACCAACUGUCCAGCACGAGCGCGUACGAGCACCACGACGAUGCAAAUGCUAACAACACGUUUGUCUACCAACAGCCCGCUGGCGAGCCUAUCCUGUGGCCGCUGGAACACGAGCAGGAGGCCAUGCUGCUCCAGCAUUACAUUGAGAAUGUCGCCUUAUUCUUUGACAUGGUCGAUACGAGAGAUCAUUUCGGAGUGCAUAUUGUCCAGAUGGCCAAGCAGAACAGUACUCUAAUGAAUGCUAUCCUUGCCCUCUCGGCGCGGCAGCUCAGCCGCAUUGCAGACUUUGACCCGUAUGUCGCAGAUGCAUACUACCAGAAAUGCUUUGACACUUUGAUCCCUGCAUUGAAUGACAACUCAACAAUCAAAGAGGAGCCCUUGCUCGCAGCAACCAUCAUACUCCGGCUUUUGGAGGAGAUGAACAUUUCGGUCGUUGGUAGCGACCCCCAAGGCCAUCUCUUUGGUACCCAAGCCAUUAUCCGCGCUGCUGAACAGUCAUAUGCUGCUACGUCCGGCCCAGAUUGGCGUCAGGCCAUCUAUUGGGCAGCCUUCCGCCAGGAGAUGUGGAUUUCACUAAUGACGCAAAAAGCCUUCAAGCUGCACAUCUUCCCUGCGGAUCGCUCACUCGACCCCGCCACCGACUCAAUGUGGGCUACGCGGACGAUUGCGCAUCUCGGCGAUGUGUGCAACUUUGUCUUUGGCGAAGAGAGAAAUAGCGUUGUUCGCUACAACCAGCUAAUGGAGGAGAACAGAUCUUGGACGCAGCGUAGGCCCGACAGCUUCGAUCCGUACUUUUUCCGUCAUUCGAACCCUUCUAGCGGAAACAACUUUCCAGACAUUCGCCUGCAUCGAAAGGAGCAUGUCAUGGGCAUGCAAUACAAUCUCUUGGCCCACACGCUACUAAUUGUACACGACCCGACAUUACCGCAGCUUGGGCCCGCACACAAGGCUUCACGUGCUGUUGUGGACAAGGCAGUACAGGAAAAUGUAAGAAUACUUUGCGGUGUUGCUCAGUCGAAUCCCAAAGUGUUUCCUUGCAAGUUUGUCGCAUGCUAUGCGAUUGCACUCGUCGGCGAUCGGUUCACCAUACGAGAGGAGCAGCAGAGUCUCCGUGAUCUAUGGUACAGAUGUGAACAGCUACAUGCCUUUCCCCCUACUACCAUGAUUGCUCAGCUUGAAGAAUCGUGGGGAUGGCACAAACACUGA